Bombina bombina (fire-bellied toad) is the source of this 2076-nucleotide messenger RNA. RefSeq names its product C-X-C chemokine receptor type 2. Gene Ontology annotation, cellular component: membrane. Lineage: Eukaryota; Metazoa; Chordata; Amphibia; Anura; Bombinatoridae. The coding region runs from base 11 to 1078 and encodes 355 amino acids. Gene Ontology annotation, molecular function: C-X-C chemokine receptor activity. The record is from RefSeq and is a predicted model, not a curated record. Gene Ontology annotation, biological process: immune response; neutrophil chemotaxis; G protein-coupled receptor signaling pathway. The transcript has a single exon.
AGAAAGAAAGAUGACUGGGUCCCAUAACGUGGAUGGCUCUUAUUUUGAUGAUUUGUUUGAUGGAUAUGACUAUAACUACAGUACUGUGCCAAUGCUGUUUGAUUCAGCUCCAUGUAAAAACCCAUGGACCAUCAAUAAAUAUUUGGUGGUUGUGGUCUAUUUGUUAGUAUUUCUUCUCAGUGUGGUUGGCAACUGCAUUGUGGUUCUUGUAAUUUGCUACAACAAACUGCAUAGAUCAUCCACUGAUGUCUACCUACUAAAUUUGGCUAUUGCUGAUCUCUUAUUUGCUGUCACAUUGCCUUUCUGGGCAGCAUACAAGGCCAAAGAGUGGCUUUUUGGGCUCUUCAUGUGCAAAGCAGUCUCUGUACUGCAGGAAGUUAAUUUCUACAGUGGCAUACUGUUACUGGCAUGUAUAAGUGUGGAUAGAUAUCUUGCUAUUGUGCAUGCCACUGAGGCAGUUACACAGAAGAGGUAUAUGGUAAAAUACAUUUGCUUGGGCAUCUGGUGUUUUUCAUUUAUUCUGUCUCUUCCCAUCUUGCUGUAUAGGACUGUUCUAAACUAUGGAAGUGGAGUCAUCUGCUAUGAUAACAUGGGUUCUGAAAACACAGAAAAGUGGAAGAUCAUAUUGAGAAUUGGUCGUCACACUGUUGGAUUCUUCUUUCCUUUGCUAAUCAUGCUCUUUUGCUAUGGAUUUACCAUAAAGACUCUUUUCCAGACAAAAAGCAGCCAGAAACAGAGAGCAAUGAAGGUUAUCUUUGCCGUUGUUAUCGCUUUCCUUAUCUGCUGGCUUCCAUACAACAUUACACUUGUUGUCGACUCACUGAUGAGAUCUAGGUUUUUAAAUGAGACCUGUGAGAUGCGAGUACAUGUGGAUACCGCAUUAUCUGUUACUGAAGUUUUUGGGUUCAUGCAUAGCUGUAUCAACCCCAUUCUGUACGCCUUCAUAGGGCAGAAAUUUCGCAACAGUUUCUUCAGGAUUUUGGCCAGCAAGGGCAUUAUAAACAAAGAAUUUCUUUCUCGUUAUGGUCGUAGUUCAUCUAUUGGCUCAAUUUCAGGACACACUUCAACCACUUUGUAAUUUUACUAAAGGACCUGCUUAUCCUAACGUGGACUUUAAACAUAUGACUUUAUAUUGGCAGUUUACAUGUCAAUAGAUACUAAAUAUAUUACUUGAUACUUCCCAGCUGUCAUACGUAGUCCCUUGCAAUUCUUUGGAAUUAGUUAUCAUUGAUUGUUGUUAUGUUUGAUCACAUUUUACAUUCUGUUAACCUAUGGUCAAAUGCUAUUGAAUGAGGUUGACAGUGUUCCAGUUUUUCCUAAUAAUUAUAAUUUUGAGAUUUGUCAUCUUUUUCACUACAUAGAAACUCAUCUGGUAAAACAUUGUUAUCAAACAUAUUCCCUAUUAAUAACCUUAUUAAAAAUCAAAUUUUGGGACACCAUCAACAGGAAAUUUUCAUUUUCAGUAUUAAAAUGCCCAUUUAAAGGAUGUUUUACUUUUUUUCCUUUGGCUUCUAAUCCUCAUUGGCUGAUAUGCACUGUCUAUUAAUGCUCAUUGGCGGAUGGGUACUUCCUGCUAAUUGUCAUUGGCUAAUAGGUGCUUCCUAUUAAUGCUCAUUGGCUGAUAGGAACAGUGAGCAAUUGUACCUGUUUGCCACUAAGCAUUAGUUGGAAGUACAAAAUUGAUACUGAUGGUUUCAGUGUAAAUUUAAGCAACAAUUGCAUCCUAUUUGUACAGGCAAAAAGGCUCAAAAUGCUUAAAAGGCCAUAAUACCCAAAUGUUUAAAGGGACACUGAACCCAAAUUUUUUCUUUCUUGGUUCAGAUAGAGCAUGAGAUUUUAACCAACUUUCUAAUUUACUCCUAUUAUCAAUUUUUCUACGUUCUCUUGCUAUCUUUAUUUGAAAAAGAAGGCAUCUACCCUUUUUUUCUUGCUGCAGUACUCUGGACAGCACUUUUUGAUUUGUGGAUGAAUUUAUCCACCAAUCAGCAAGGACAACCUAGGUUGUUCACCAAAAAUGGGUCGGCAUCUAAACUUACAUUCUUGCAUUUCAAAUAAAGAUACCAAGAGAAUGAAGAA